This is a messenger RNA of Pseudogymnoascus destructans, 1261 nucleotides long. RefSeq lists its product as uncharacterized. The coding region runs from base 611 to 1261 and encodes 216 amino acids. The transcript has a single exon. The record is from RefSeq and is a predicted model, not a curated record. Lineage: Eukaryota; Fungi; Ascomycota; Leotiomycetes; Thelebolales; Thelebolaceae.
GUGUAAUGGAAUAUCUACAUACAGGUCGACUGGUCUACCUCAGAAAACUCAGGACCGUUAUACCGAGGUAAACCUCUAAACGCGAGCCACGCCAGAGGGUGCAACCCAAGAUGGGACGGCGCCAGAUGGAGGAGCACCACCAGUCGAGUUUCCAUCCGGUCCACCACCACCACCCAUACCCUAAUUCGCGUUCGCUACGCCACCAUUCUCCGUCGGCGUCGAGGCAGGCGAAACGGUGAACUGCUGGGUAAGAUCCACCCCAAACGAAACCCAACCAAAGAUACCAUCCGCAAUGUGUCACCAAUCAACGAGUACUCCACCACGGGAUCCGACGUCGCCGCCUCCUCCGAAAAGAUAGAGUCCUCAGCAUUGGUAGUCAGCGGCUGCGUGUUCUCGCCAUACGCCGCCACCGUGUCGACCUGGGAGAUUAAGUCCUGGUCGAAGAAGAUCUGGCCGAUGUGCGAGGCGGUGUCGCCGCCGUAGGUGCUGUUGCUGAGGAUGGAGCCGCUGAAGUGGGCCAGGACGUGGAUGUGUGGGGCGCGGCCGGUGUAGUGGCCGGGGAAGACGGUGGUGCCUCCUUCGUCGAGAUGGACAAUCCCUGGCUUAUAUUAUGGAGGAGUUGAAGAAAGUGCCCCAGGAAUUGAGUAAAGUUUACGAGCAUAUUCUCAGCGAAGUUAUAGAGCUUCGAAAUCGGCCGAGAACCUUGCUUCUGAUGCAAUGGAUCUGCCUAGCAGAGUCCCCUCUCACUGUGGCAGAUAUACGGUUUUCUAUGGCGUCAGAUGACGCUUAUAUCGAUGAGCGACGGCAAUCUUGCAGCGAUUUGAAAGAUUUCGUGGGGAGUGAUGAGCGCAUGCAGAGAUUGAUCACCAGCAUAUCCGGCGGCUUAGUGGAGACUAUACGUCACAAGCACAAUGGUUUUGUUUGCGUUCAGCACAUUGAUCAACCCGUCAACGAUGGUUCUAUUGUACAGUUUAUUCAUCAAUCUAUUAAAGAUUUUCUCUUGUCAGGAGGACUGAAGUUUCUCGCCCAAUAUCAAUAUACCACGGCUCGGAUGACAACGAGAUCUCAUCGUCGGCAAUCAUUGGCCAAAGCCACGAUCGGUUAUACAUCGUGUAUCAACUACCUGAAACUUGAAGAUGUUUCCAUUAUAUAUGAUAGUUCUUUCCGCUAUCGAAUACGGGGCCCCUCUCAACCGUUUGUCCGAUAUGCCACGCAGUACUGGCUGGUGCAUGCAGAAGAGGCUGAACAGUGUGUAAGAUAG